AUGAUGAAAAAGUUCAUCACAGAUGUAUUGGCUUCAUCCAUCCUCAGCUCGAAGGUUCCCUCUGAGCUCGACCGAUCUCAAGUCCUACAUGUGCGAAAGAAAUUCCUGGAAACUGGACCUGGGGCCUUGAACAGGCGAUGCAAAUACAUCUAUGAUGUUACAAGCUUGUUCGAUCAACCAGUGAUUCUAUGCAUCGAUAUUCUCUGUCGACACAUGGAAGGUGGUGAUGAGGAUACAGUCGAUAUUAUCCAGUUUCUCGAGCCUGCGCUAGGCGCCGGACAAAUUCGCUGCCUUAUCACUACUACGUCAGACGAAUUUAACGAGGCCAUUUCUUCCAACGAUCUGUUCUACCCUGUCCUGACGACCCAACCUUCUAUAAUUCAGACAGUUUCUCUCAUUCGGAGGAUGAGGAACAACUUGGAAGCUACAAAUAACUUCAAUAUCCAUGACGAUGCAUUUAUCGCAGCCGCCAAUCUUGCAACACAUUUCUUACCAGAGCAGCCCUUCCUGAUUGUGCUAUCGACGUCAUUGAUGAAGCAGCCGCUGCAGCUAGGAUGGAGCUUCAUUGCGGUACAAAGGAGACAGUUGCGUUGGAGAAACAGAUGCGACAACUCGAGAUUGAGAUUUCUUCUCUGCACUGCGACGGCACCGCGUCGACGGAUCACCUUGCGGCCGUUGCAUACCUGA
Molecule: messenger RNA, 687 nt
Organism: Penicillium waksmanii
Lineage: Eukaryota; Fungi; Ascomycota; Eurotiomycetes; Eurotiales; Aspergillaceae
Exons: 1
Coding region: 1-687 (228 amino acids)
Biological process (GO): cellular response to heat
Cellular component (GO): cytoplasm
Molecular function (GO): ATP hydrolysis activity
Source: RefSeq, a predicted model, not a curated record